Rana temporaria (common frog) is the source of this 597-nucleotide messenger RNA. Its product is annotated as resistin-like. The record is from RefSeq and is a predicted model, not a curated record. Lineage: Eukaryota; Metazoa; Chordata; Amphibia; Anura; Ranidae. The transcript has 4 exons. Gene Ontology annotation, molecular function: hormone activity. Bases 119 to 418 code for a protein of 99 amino acids. Gene Ontology annotation, cellular component: extracellular region.
ACUCCUGUCCUGCUGUGAUUGGUGGAAGGUCGGUCCCCAUCAGGUAUAUAAGUGUCUCCUCACCUUCAGGAGAUACAGAACUUCUCUCAUAUCCAUCAGGUCUUCCUGGACUCUGAAGAUGAAGCUCCUCCUUUGUUUCUGUCUCCUGUAUGCCGUCACAGCAGAUGACAGUUGUCCCGCCCUCACCAAUGUCAUGAAAUCUACAGCUUCCACAGUCCUGGCGAACAGUAAAAUUGUCUGCACCAGCGUCAGCCAGCAAGGAGCAUACGCUUCCUGUCCUGCAGAUUAUACCCCCACGGGAUGUUCCUGUGGGAUGGCCUGUGGCUCGUGGGACAUCCAGUCUGAGAAAACCUGUCACUGUCAGUGUGGCGGCAUAGACUGGACGGCGGCCCGCUGCUGCAAGAUCGGCUCUAAGUAGAGUCUGACCACCAGAGGGCGAUAGGAGUGACACCGCUGAAUGAUCUCUUCUAUCACAAGAGCUCCACAUCACAUCUAUUAUAUGGUUGUAGAACGGCUGAGGGGGUCCAAUAAUAAAAGGUUGAAGUUUGUGAUUUCUUUUGUGACAAAUAAAGUUUUCCUGAAAAUGUUGUUCAGUUA